AUGUGUCUAUCUCAUUCAAACGUCUCCUGUAUGACCCACAGCGACGUACGUGUCUAUCUCAUUCAAACGUUUCCUCUGACCCACAGUGAUUCCUGUAUAACCCACAGUGACGUAUGUGUCUAUCUCAUUCAAACGUCUCCUUUGUGA
Ylistrum balloti is the source of this 147-nucleotide messenger RNA. RefSeq lists its product as uncharacterized. Lineage: Eukaryota; Metazoa; Mollusca; Bivalvia; Pectinida; Pectinidae. The transcript is spliced from 2 exons. Bases 1 to 147 code for a protein of 48 amino acids. The record is from RefSeq and is a predicted model, not a curated record.